Messenger RNA from Punica granatum (pomegranate), 1264 nucleotides. The record is from RefSeq and is a predicted model, not a curated record. Lineage: Eukaryota; Viridiplantae; Streptophyta; Magnoliopsida; Myrtales; Lythraceae.
UUUUCUCCAGGGCUCGGGCAAUCUCCAUAUUUCGGGUUUUGAGAUCAGAUGAUGGGCAUGAAAAGUCUUCUUCCACUGCCAAAAAUGGCGAGGGGGUACUCUAGAGAAGUCACCACGAAACCCACCAUUUCUGGGUUCCCUUGCCCUGCAGAGAGCUUAAUUGCUUUAACAUUUUCGGGGGAAUUUGGGCAAAUUUGGGCCACAGCAUUAAUGGCCACUGUUCUUCUGAUCAUCAAAGCAAUUCCUUCUUCCUUCAAAGUGAAGCUUAGAGCUCCGGUCAAACCCAGUUCGUGAAUUCUAAGGCUUCUCCCCCUAGAAUCGUCCUAGCGGUGAAACAACAAUGGCUGAUUCGGGCAGGCUGCAGUUCUUCAAGGUGUUCCUCGAAACACAAAGCAAAAAUCGACUGAGGAUCCCUCCUGCUUACCACAAGCAUAUGGAAGGUGAGAAACGUCAAGUCUUUUGCUUGUUGGGUCCGAGUGGCGAUACAUGGCAAGUCAUUUUGGUAAAAGUACUAGAGAAAGACUCCAAUGAGUUGUACUUCAGGCAUGGAUGGGCGACCUUUGUGAAAGACCAUCUGAUUGAAAAUGGGGAUUUACUGCUUUUCCGAUAUAUUGGUGAGUCAAAUUUUAAUGUGGAGAUUUUCGGUUGCUCUGGCUGCCCCAAAGAAGCUUCAUUUCGUGUCAGGUGUUCUCAAGGUCGUAGAUCAUCUGCCCCGGCUAGAUGUUCCUUUAGUCAGAACCCAAAGUUCACUACGACCAUAAACGAGUCCAAUGAGCGUCUUGGUUACGUGGUUAUUAAUCGUGUUUUUUUUUCCAUGUGGCCGAACAUCCCUAUGCGUUUUGCUCGGUCAUACGGCCUUCUUCAAAAACAUUGUGCGACCCUUGUGGAUCCAUCGGGAGAGCAAUGGUUGGUGGAACUUAGGCUUCGGGCUCGCCCUCAUCAGUUGAACAUGUAUAGUGGGUGGCGUGAGUUUUCUAGCAGCAAUGAUAUCAAGAUUGGAGACACAUGCGUGUUCGAACUAUUGCAUGGUCCAGAGGACUCUCAGAGUUUUUCGAUGAUGGUUCAUAUUAAUGAACUUCCAUGAGUGUGUCUGGGAAUCACUCUGAUCGGAUUACCGAAUAUGAUUAUAUGAUCUCUUAUAUCCCUAGAACAGAAACUUGUAUCCCAGCUCUUUAUUAUGAUUUUUGUUUUCAUAGUUCAUGCAUAUCAAAUUGAUGACAUUAAGAAUUGCAGUUAUUAAUUAACGUGUUCUUCCUUAUAUCCA